AUGGAGGGCUCAACGCUACCUUCGAACCUCCCCAAUACCCCGCCUCGACCCAACGUCGAUAAAAUCAAGCAAAAACUCCUGAAACGCGGCGUCGAGCCUAGCCCCAAAAUCCUACAUAACCUCCGUAAAAAGGAGCUCCAAAAAUCCAACCGCCGUCUGGCCAAGCAAGCCUCCAAGAUGCCUCCGCCCCUCACCGACGCUCAGAAACAGUCCCUUUUAGAAGAAUUGCAUUUUCAGACAAUCAAGUCCGAAUACAAGAAAUUCACAAGAGAAAACACGAAACUGGUCGGAAAGCCUUGGGAGAAACUUGAAAGGAUCCGGUUGAGGGAGCUUGCGGGCGAGGAAAUGGAGUACGGUGGCGAGAGAUUGAAUCAAGAGCAUCUGAGCGAGCUAAGUGACGUAAUUGAGCUCGAAAGGGAUAAAUUCUCUUGGCUUUUGGAUAAUGAUAUCGAGCUUGAAGAAGGAUUGGUCGAGAAUGACGGGACAAAGUGGGCCCCGCCGAAGCGCCGCGAGCCCGAAUCAAUUAACCUUCUAAUCCACAGGUUAAGUGGGACAGAAUUAAGUGUGAAAGAUUGGAAGUUUACUCGGAUGAUGAGGUAUUCUGGAUUGCAGUUUACUGAAGACCAAAUGUUGAAGAUAGUCGAGGGCCUUGGGAAUAAAGGACAAUGGCGGCAUGCAGUUUCUGUUGUAGAGUGGGUAUACAACUCAAAGGAGCACAAACAUUUUAGGAGCAGGUUUGUAUACACGAAGUUAUUGAAGGUUCUUGGGAGAGCCAGGAAAGCAAGUGAAUCUCUUAAAGUCUUCAAUCUGAUGCGUGGGGAUGCACACAUAUAUCCUGAUAUGGCCGCAUAUCAUUGUUUGGCUGUUACAUUGGGUCAAGCGGGUUUGAUAAAAGAGCUGCUGAGUGUUGUUGAGUUCAUGAAAGAAAAGCCCAAAAAGAUUAGAAAUAUGAGACGCAAAAAUUGGAAUCCUGAGCUUCAACCUGAUAUUGUUAUAUUUAAUGCUAUUCUAAAUGCAUGCGUACAGAAGUGCCAAUGGAAGGGUGUAUCAUGGGUUUUCCAACAGUUGAGAAAGAAUGGCCUCAGACCUAAUGGAGCAAGUUAUGGUCUAGCAAUGGAGGUAAUGCUCAAAUCUGGGAAGUACGACUUAGUCCAUGAAUUUUUUGAGAAAAUGAAAAAAAAUGGAGUAUCUCUAAAAGCCCUGACAUACAAAGUUCUUGUCAAAGCUUUAUGGGAGGAAGGCAAAGUCAAUGAUGCUGUUCAAGCAGUCAGGGACAUGGAAAGGAGGGGAGUAAUUGGAACAGCAAGUGUAUAUUAUGAGCUAGCUCGCUGUCUUUGCUUCUAUGGCCGACGGGAAGAUGCCCUUUUGGAGAUUGAGAAGCUGAAAAACCUUCGCCCAACAAAAUCUUUGGCAGUAACUUUCACUGGCAUGAUAAUGUCUUCCUUGGACGGUGGACAUAUUCAAGACUGCAUUUUACUCUAUGAGCACAGCAUAACCCUAAUGGCUCCGAAUAUUGGUCUCAUAAAUGCCAUGCUGAAAGUUUAUGGUCGACAUGACAUGUUCCUGAAGGCUAGAGAAUUAUUUGAAGAGACCAGGAAAUAUGAUUUUCAUUCUGAAAUAGGCGAACAUGAUCAUAAUUUUUUCCUUAAAGAAGAAGCAUACACCUUCAGCUUGAUGCUCGAGGCUUCUGCUAGUGCUCUCCAGUGGGAGUAUUUUGAGUAUGUUUAUAAGGAGAUGACCCUUUCUGGUUAUCGGGUUGAUCCACGUAAACAUUCGGUUCUAUUGGUAGAAGCAUCAAGAGCUGGAAAGUGGCAUUUGCUGGAACAUGCAUUCACCUCACUCUUGGAAACUGGUGAGGUACCGCAUGUAUCGCUUUUCACUGAAAUGGCAUGUCAAGCUAUCAUCAGGCACGAUUAUGAAAGAGCUCUGAAUAUCAUCAACACCAUGGCCUAUGCUCCAUUUCAAGUUAGCUUCCAGGACUGGAUUAACCUCUUUGAAAUAAAUCAAGACAGGGUUGAUCAGUGCGCUCUGAAUGAAUUACAUGACAAACUCGUCAGUCGCGAUUUAAUAAAAGAAGCCACGGUCUUAAAUCUGUCAAAAGCAUUGAAAUUUAUUUGUGGAUCUUGUGAAGGCUCGUCGAGAAGUCCUGAAGAUGGCGUGGGUGAGCAAAAUGUUCCAUUGAUUUCUGAUCAUCUCGACUCAGUCUGGAAUCAUGAGAGCACUUUGGUCAACUCAUUGCAUAAAAACUACACGAGUGAUGACAAAGUGGAGGAAAAGGAUAUGGAAGGUGAUUUUGGUUUGUCCAAAACCAGUCUUGAAGAAAAUGACGACGCACGCGCAACCCGACUAGCUGAGAAUUUUGAUUUUGAUUUGGUUUCCAAGAGUUGGCCAUCUGAUUCCUAUGAAAUAGAGUUUGAAAAUAUAGAACGUGAAGAGGGAGAUUCAGAUACUGAUGAUUUUGACCUCGGAGAUAUGAACCUGAGAAGUAAAGUGGAUGAAGAUUCACGAAAAUCAGAUAUGCCGUCAGCAUACGAAAUACUAGAAAUUUGGAAGAAAAGGUGA
Messenger RNA from Striga hermonthica, 2562 nucleotides. Lineage: Eukaryota; Viridiplantae; Streptophyta; Magnoliopsida; Lamiales; Orobanchaceae. The record is from the annotation of a GenBank genome assembly.